GAAUAUCUGCUUUGCCCGUCUCCUACCUUUCGUUUGAUUGGAGGAGCAGUGGGGCCCACGAUGGCGUGUUGCAGGUAGGUGAGCUGGUCCGACGUGACCGAGUAAGUAAGUGGUCUAUGUAUAAGGGAUCGAUUUGAGCGAUGGGGAUUCCCGCCUCCCUUGUAGCCGAAGUAACCGCUCCACCAACGGCAAAGUGGCCUCGUCACCGUCGUGAAACACCGGUCUUUAUUUAGUCUCUCUCUCUCUCUCUCUCUCAAAUUCUUUGCUGGCCAGCUCCGGUGUCGAUUACUCAGGUAUUCUCUCCCCGCGCCAUGCUGAUUUACUUACGAAACGUGCAGAUCUUGGCGACACCAUAAGCUGCCAAGCCGGGAAAAAUACAACCUUCUUACCGACCAAGCAGCUGCUGGCAUUGGCGUUGCUGGUCAUGCAAAGUUGGGUCACCUCUACAUUGAAUUUUGUCCUUAUUUGAGUCAGCGGAGCGUGGACUGGUAACGAAGGUUGCAAAGAAGAAUAUAAUUCUUCAUAUGCAUGCCUGGUUCUUAAAACCUGCUGCAUUUGAGGAUUGAAAACUACAAGGUGGUGGUGGCUUACCGUGAAAUCACUCUCAAUGACUAGUGAUUGAAUUGAUGAUUUGGAUCGAAUGGGAAAAGGAUCUUCUGCACCUGGGAUCACCAAGUUCUUGCAUGGGGACUUGGACAUCUGGAUUUUAGAAGCCAGAUCACUUCCAAACAUGGAUUUAAUGACAGAGAGGAUGAGAAAAUGUUUCACUGUGUAUGGAGCUUGUGGUGUACCCUGUGGGAAACCUGAUAAUCACAGAGGCGUGAGCAAAAUCAUAACCAGUGAUCCCUAUGUUUCUGUUUGUGUAUCCGGAGCAACAAUAGCUCAAACACGAGUAAUUCCAAACAGUGAAAAUCCAAAAUGGGAAGAACACUUCCGUGUGCCAGUCGCCCACCCUGCAUCAAAGAUUGAGUUUCAAGUGAAAGACAAUGAUGUUUUUGGAGCACAACUUAUUGGAGUAGCUGUGAUUCCAGUAGAUAAAAUACUCUCGGGAGAAACAGUCAGUGGUUGGUUUCCAGUGGUUGAUCCUAGUGGGAACUCAACGAAACCAUAUCCAGAACUGCAUUUUUCCUUGCAAUUCAGAAAUAUAGAGCAAAAUCCUUUGUAUAAAGAUGGAGUUGGUGCCGGUCCAAAUUAUUCUGGUGUGCCUAAUGCAUACUUCCCUCUUCAUAAUCAAGGAAGUGUUACCCUUUACCAGGAUGCCCAUGUUCCAGAUAACAUGCUGCCUAAUAUUGCACUAGAUGAGGGGAAGACUUAUGAGCAAAACAAAUGUUGGGAGGACAUCUGCCAUGCAAUCGUGGAAGCUCAUCACCUUAUCUACAUAAUUGGAUGGUCAGUCUAUCACCGAGUGAAGCUUAUAAGGGAACCAACAAAGCCAGUGCCAAAUGGCGGGGAAUUAUCACUUGGGGAGCUUUUGAAGUACAAGACACAGGAAGGAGUUCGUGUGGUUAUGUUGAUUUGGGAUGACAAAACAUCACAUGACAAGUUUCUUUUGAAAACGGAUGGUGUCAUGCAUACGCAUGAUGAAGAAACUCGCAAGUUUUUUAAGCAUUCAAGUGUACAUUGUGUACUGGCCCCUCGUUAUGCCAGCAACAAGCUCAGCAUAUUCAAGCAGCAGGUUGUAGGAACUCUAUUUACACACCAUCAAAAGUGUGUCAUUGUUGACACUCAAGCAGGUGGAAACAAUCGGAAAAUAUCAGCCUUUAUUGGUGGACUUGAUUUAUGUGAUGGAAGAUAUGACACACCUGAACACAGGCUCUUCCGUGAUCUGGAUACUGUUUUUGGAAAAGACUUCCACAACCCUACAUUCCCUGGUACCAACCAAGGCCCAAGGCAGCCAUGGCAUGAUUUACAUUGCAAAGUUGAGGGUCCUGCUGCACACGACAUCCUGACAAAUUUUGAACAACGAUGGAGGAAAGCUACAAAAUGGAGAGAUUUCAAGCUUAGAAAGGUCACACAUUGGCAUGAUGAUGCCUUGAUUAAGAUUGAACGAAUCUCAUGGAUUCUCUCCCCUUCUGCCUACAAAUCUGACACUGAGACUUCUGAUGAAAAGGAUCUUGAAAAUUGGCAUGUGCAGAUUUUUCGAUCAAUUGAUUCAGGAUCAGUAAAAGGAUUCCCAAAACACGUACACGAAGCAGAGGGAAAGAAUCUUGUCUGUGCAAAGAACUUGAAGAUAGAUAAGAGCAUACACAGUGCAUAUGUGAAGGCAAUAAGAUCAGCACAGCACUUUAUAUAUAUAGAGAAUCAGUAUUUUGUUGGAUCUUCUUACCAUUGGCCAUCAUACAAAAAUGCAGGUGCUGAUAAUCUGAUACCUAUGGAGUUGGCUCUGAAAAUUGUCAGCAAAAUCAAGGCAAAAGAAAGAUUUGCAGUGUAUGUUGUGGUACCAUUGUGGCCUGAAGGAAUUCCUACUAGUGCUGCUGUUCAAGAAAUACUCUUCUGGCAGGGGCAAACAAUGUCUAUGAUGUAUAAAGUUGUUGGAGAUGCCCUCAAAGAGGAAGGACUUUCUGAAAGUCAUCAUCCUCAAGAUUAUUUGAACUUUUAUUGUCUUGGCAAGUGUGAACCUGUUCUAAAGGAAAAAUUACCAGCUAACCAAUCUCCAGAAAAUUCCACACAGCGCUUGUCUCAAAAAUUCCGCAGAUUUAUGAUAUACGUGCAUUCAAAAGGGAUGAUUGUUGAUGAUGAAUAUGUAGUCAUUGGAUCUGCAAACAUUAACCAAAGAUCUAUGGAGGGUUCAAGGGACACAGAAAUUGCAAUGGGUGCCUAUCAGCCACAUUACCGGUGGGCCGAAAAGCACACCCAUCCUCGUGGACAGGUUUAUGGAUAUCGAAUGUCGCUAUGGGCGGAGCACUUGGGCAUGCUGGAUGACCUCUUCCGUGAACCGCAUACCAUGGAAUGCGUCAGACAUGUUAAUAAAGUAGCAGAAUUCAAUUGGCAGUCCUAUGCGUCCCCUGAGAUCAAGGAGAUGAACGGCCACCUGAUGCGGUACCCGGUGAAGGUGGAGCGAGAUGGGAGAGUCGGUCCCUUGCCGGGGCAUGAGAACUUCCCUGAUGUGGGCGGUAAGAUUCUGGGAGCACACUCCACUCUUCCUGAUGUGCUAACGACGUAGCUGUUGCAUGGAUGGGAGGGGGAGUCAAAUCGCUAACAUGUAUCAAUCACCAAGACUUAAUUUAAGUGGUGUACUUAGCAUUUAGAAGCUUGCCUUUUACCACACCAGCUCAUACUUUGACCUGGAAAUAUGUGUAUCUUUACCGGUGGAGGAAGCAGUAUACUUAAUCUUAGAUAACGAAGCUAUAUGAAUGCCCAGUUGCAUGUGCAUUAGCACGUCA
Musa acuminata AAA Group (dessert banana) is the source of this 3383-nucleotide messenger RNA. Its product is annotated as phospholipase D delta-like. Gene Ontology annotation, molecular function: D-type glycerophospholipase activity; calcium ion binding. Gene Ontology annotation, biological process: phosphatidylcholine metabolic process; phospholipid catabolic process. NCBI's taxonomy places the organism in Eukaryota, Viridiplantae, Streptophyta, Magnoliopsida, Zingiberales, Musaceae. The record is from RefSeq and is a predicted model, not a curated record. Gene Ontology annotation, cellular component: plasma membrane. The coding region runs from base 641 to 3163 and encodes 840 amino acids. The transcript has 13 exons.